Molecule: messenger RNA, 1484 nt
Organism: Umbelopsis ramanniana AG
Lineage: Eukaryota; Fungi; Mucoromycota; Umbelopsidomycetes; Umbelopsidales; Umbelopsidaceae
Exons: 5
Coding region: 119-1087 (322 amino acids)
Molecular function (GO): tRNA (cytidine-N3)-methyltransferase activity
Source: RefSeq, a predicted model, not a curated record
CGAUUUUUUUGAAUCGCUAUGGAGCGCUCACGGUUGUCAGUGACUGUGAAUUUUUCUGCCUCUGUCCAUGAACCUUGGGAUUUUUAUUUUUUUUUUGAGCUUGGCCGAAACGUAAGACAUGUCAACCACCGAUUCAGUUGACCAGGAGAACAAAAAGGCUUGUUCCUCCUCCAUAGAUGUUGAUCAGGAAUUCGAUCCAGCAGCCAAGUUUGGAUCUCGACUUUUGACCGAUCAAGACGCAGUCUUUAACUACAAUGCUUGGGAUAAUGUUGAAUGGGACGAAGAGCAGGAAAAGCAUGCACUGUCACAAAUAGAAAGACAAUCAAGUAGCCCGGUUCCUGAAGAAUUAAGAGAACAAUAUCAUAGCAACGCCGCUAAUUACUGGAACAAAUUCUAUCACAUCAAUGAAAACCGAUUCUUCAAAGAUCGAAAUUGGUUACGGUUGGAAUUUCCAGAGUUGUUCCGUACACUUGAUCCAGCGGCGGGUAGUAAGAAAAUCUUUGAAGUCGGUUGCGGUGCCGGUAACACCAUGUUCCCGCUGCUGCAGGAGAGCAAGAACCCCGAGCUCUAUGUGUAUGGCGCCGACUUUUCAUCAACGGCGGUGGAGGUGGUCAAAUCCAGCCCUAACUACGAUGAAGCUCGAUGCAAGGCUUUUGUAUGGGAUUUGACAAGUUCAAGUAUACCAGAAGACAUAGAACCAGAGUCUCUUGAUUUUGUCGUCCUGAUUUUCGUUUUAUCUGCUAUUCAUCCUGAUACAUGGAAGCAAGCUGUUGCCAAUGCAUAUAAAAUGUUGAAGCCAGGAGGUGUGGUGUUACUUCGUGAUUAUGGGCGACAUGACUUGGCACAGCUGAGAUUCAAGGCAGGUAGAUUGCUGGACGAUAAUUUCUACAUUCGUGGCGACGGAACGCGAGUGUACUUCUUUACGUCUGAAGAAUUAGAAUCCAUGUUCACCGCCCCAGUUGAAGGCGGUAGCAAUCCCAUGUUCGAGGUGCAGCAGAAUGCAGUCGACCGACGACUGAUUGUCAAUCGAAGCAAGAAGCUCAAGAUGUACAGAGUAUGGCUACAAUGCAAAUUUAAGAAGCUUUGAAAACGGCCAACAUGCUUUUGGUUUUUUUGUAAAUGGAAAAAGUUUAUCGUUUGAAUAUCAAGACCGUUGAUCGAUUCAUAGCAGUAAUAUUACAUAAUAAAAAUGCGCAAAACAAGAAGACCCUACUGAACACCACCCUGACCUUCUUCCUUGCAUGUUAUUGCCUUCGGGUGAUCUGUUGCUGAAGCUCUGUGGCGAAAUCCGUCAUGACUUCGAGCUGAGACUUGUAAUUUGAUUCAGUGGUAGCCAGAAGAUCUUGCACCUUCAGGACCUCUGCUUGAAGUCGGCCAAUUUCUUCCUCUAAUACCGCUCUCUUUCCCACCUCGGCAUCCAUCUUCUCCUUCAUACUUUGGACCACUCUAUGAAAUCGAAUGGCUUUGCUAUCUGCCAUUUGGAA